CAGCUUUGUCAGACAUGCCGGAUGGCUGCUUUACACUUCACAUACCGUAAUUCCUUCAUAAGGGAGCAUAUAUUGCUUAGUUCUCGCUGCCACAUACCUUGAACUUCUCAUUUCACUCGUACCUUGCUACAAUGGACGCCGCGAUCGACCUCUCCGACGCCUCCAAGGCGCUAGAUCUCGCAAACAUCCGCUUCCAGCUCAUCCGGUUAGAGGACACGAUCACCUUUCAUCUUAUUGAGCGCGUCCAAUUCGCCUUGAACAAGACGAUAUACCAACCAGGCGGAGUCGACAUACCCGACAGUUCCCUGAGUCUGAUGGACUGGAUGCUCCGCGAGCAGGAACGACUCCAAUCGCUGGUUCGUCGAUACCAGUCACCGGACGAGUAUCCUUUCUUCCCCGACGUCCUACAAACACCGAUUCUGAAGCCGUUGAAUUAUCCAAAGAUCCUACACCCAAACAACGUCAAUGUAAAUGCGAAGUUGAAAGAAAGCUACAUCCAUCAUAUCCUUCCCGCAGCAUGCGCGCACCCGGAUCGGGAAGAUAGGGGCGAACAGCAGGAGAACUAUGGAUCCGCAGCAACCUGCGAUGUUCUGUGCCUCCAAGCUUUAUCGCGGCGCAUCCAUUUCGGAAAGUUCGUAGCCGAAGCGAAGUUCCAGAAAGAGCCGGAGCGAUUCGUCAAGCUUAUCAAGGCAGAGGACAGGAAAGGCAUCGAUGAGGCUAUCACCGAUGCCAAGGUGGAGAAGAAGGUACUCGAGCGGUUGAGAUUGAAGGCGAAGACUUAUGGCACGGAUCCGGAGUUGGGCUCUGAUGGGGAACCCAAGGUAAAUGCCGACGCAGUGGUGGCCAUGUACAAGGAUUAUGUCAUCCCUCUUACCAAGGAGGUUGAGGUUGAGUAUCUUAUGCAGCGGCUGGAAGGUACUGAAUGGGCAUGACUAAAAUCAUAGAGCACACAUGGUUAUGUGUUUGAGAAACAAUAGACCUGCCUGGAUAGAAGGGCGAGGAGAGGGUUUUCAUUGUUCAUAGCGAUUUGGGUAUAGAAGCAAGCACCGCCCACGGGAGAGGUGUCAAUCUAUAGGACUUUCUCAUUCCGGC
Messenger RNA from Westerdykella ornata, 1092 nucleotides. Its product is annotated as chorismate mutase. Gene Ontology annotation, biological process: chorismate metabolic process; aromatic amino acid biosynthetic process. The coding region runs from base 132 to 932 and encodes 266 amino acids. Gene Ontology annotation, molecular function: chorismate mutase activity. Lineage: Eukaryota; Fungi; Ascomycota; Dothideomycetes; Pleosporales; Sporormiaceae. The transcript is spliced from 3 exons. The record is from RefSeq and is a predicted model, not a curated record. Gene Ontology annotation, cellular component: cytoplasm.